GCCGCCAACGAUGGCUCCACCUCCCGCUCCUCGACCUCGCCGUCUCCUCGCUCCCCCGCCGCGACCUCCCCUCCCACCUCAAGCCCCUCCUCCUCUCCCUCAUCGACGACCACCUGCUCCCGCCCGCCCCGCGCAGCCUCCCCGUCCUCCUCACCUCCUUCCUCUCCUUCCCCGCCGACCACCCGCUCCGCGACCACCUCCUCACCACCGUCGUCUCCGCCUUCGCCUCCGCCCUCGCCGCGCCCGUCUCCAAAGACCACGAGGCCCCGCCCCUCGCCGCUCUCGUCGACGCGCUGCUCGCCGCCGCCAACCGCCCCAACCACGCGCCCGACCGCGCCGCGCGCGCCCUCGCCUGCGACGCCCUGCGCGCGCUCGACGCCGCGCUCCCGGGGCUCCUCGCCGAAGCCCUCGGCCACCUCUACGCGCUCGCCGCCGCAGAGCGCUCCCCGGCCGCGCAGUCAUACCUCCUCCUGCUCGCCUCCGCCGCGCGCCACGCCGUACGACUCGGGAGGCUGGCCGCCACCACCUCCAUCCUCGCGGUGGCCGGCCCGCCCACCCCCUUCUCCGUGCCCGCCCACCUGCUCUCGCCUCCCGCCACGUCUGUUGCGCCGCCCUCGGAGGUCAACGUCAGGGACAUAAGGAAGGUGCUCGCCCUGCUCAUGGACCGGCCGCAGGUGCUCACGCCCGCAGCGGCCAUGGAGAUGACGGCCAUCCUCGCGGAGGUCGCGUCCGCUGUGCUCGAGUGGGCGCCAGCGAUCGCAGCGCACAUCAAGGUGCAGUUUGGGGGAAUGGUGCAUUCCUCCAACCCCAUGCUGCUACACUCGCUGCUCACGCUCUUCGUGCGGUUCCCAGAUGCGUUUGGGGCCGAGGAUGAGCGCACAAUGGCGCGCCGAUUAGCUUUGGCUGCUUGUGAGGCGCACCGCCCACUCACAGCACGAUUGCUGGCUUUGCAUUGGCUACUUGGGUUUACCAGGUUCAGGAAUCUAGUGCCUGGGCUUGCCCGAUGGUUUUACCCUAACUUAUUUGAUCCCCUUGCGCUCAAGGCCAAGAAGCUGGAUUGUCUAGCUUAUGUUGCUGCUGAAGUUGAUGGGGAGAAGGUUGCAGGAGGAAGAGCUAGCGAGCAAGCGAACAGGCUCCUUGAUGAUGGCUUGGUUUGCGUCUCCGCCUUCAGGUGUCUUCCGGCAUGGAGUACUGAAACGGGUGUGGCAUUCCGAGCGCUGCACAGGGUCUUGGUUAUUGCUGCUCCUCACAGCACCGAUGACACGUGCUGCUCCGGGGCUGGUGAGCUCCUGAAUUCUACUAUCUUCCACCAUUUACAGGCUAUCUUGGUUGAUAUGGCAUUGGAGCAUCGUGGUUUAGUCCCAGUGAUUGCAGAGUUCACCAACCGUCUGCUAGCUUGUAACUCACAUCGGUGGGCUGGGGAGUGGUUGCUCCGGACACUUGAUGAGCGCCUGCUUCCAAGGCUUGAGCCAGGCUACCAGCUUGCGUCGUACUACCCUCUUUUUGAGAAGAUUGCACAGAAUGAGACGGUGCCUCAGCUCCGCCUAUUAGAAUUGCUCACCAAGCAGAUGGUUUCUCUCACCAAGAAGCACGGCCCAGACACAGAGCUAAAGUCAUGGUCUCAGGGAAGCAAGGUUGUGGGCAUUUGCCGUGUCAUGCUGAAGCAUCAUCACAGCUCUCAUGUCUUCCUUCCCCUUUCGCAUCUUCUUGUGCUCACCAUUGAGUCCUUCCCUGAUCUUGAGGUUCGGGACCAUGCAAGGAUUUGCUUGCGGAUGUUAUCUUGUGUUCCUGGGAAGAAACUGAGGCAUCUCAUGGGAGUUGGCGAGCAACCUUCAGGUGUCGCGCCUUCUCAUCCGGGUUCCUUAUUCGACAUCCCAUCACCACGUCCUGCUCAGGAUCUUAAGAGCAUGCCUGAUCUGGUGUCAUACAUUCAUCUUGAAAGGAUUGUUCCUCUAGUUGUAAAGCAAUCGUGGGCCCUCACAUUGCCUAAUUUCAGUGUCCAGAGCAGACCAUCUGGUUACAUUCUAAGUAUACAGGAUGUGAGCUCUACUCCCUCUGAGCAAGAAAAGUCAGCAGGACCGACAAUAGAGAGAAUUGGCUAUACACAAGAAACACUUCGUGUGAUGGAUUCUAAAGGUGCUGAAACAUUGCAAAUCCUCAGAAGGUACUUCGCGUGCAUUCCUGACUACCUGCACUCAUCUGGUCUCAAGAUAAGAAUACACUGCACAUUUAGAUUUGAGUCAGAGCCAUUUAACCAUGCAUGGGGAUUGGAUUCGCCAGUUUCAGGUUCUGACGGGGCUGAUGAGUUGCCAGCCCUUUAUGCAGUGGCAAUUACAUUCUCGUCAAGUGCACAGUUCGGAAAAAUUCCCUCAUGUCACGUACCUUUCAUACUAGGGGAACCUCCUGGUUCUGGUAUGGACAUUGUCCCCGUAGAUAAUCAGAACAGGGAAGAAUCCACUUACUGUGCUUCAGUGGUGAUUGAGCUGGAACCUCGAGAGCCUUCACCUGGCCUUAUUGAUGUUUCAGUUGCAGCAAAUACAGAGAACUGUCAAGUCUUAUCAGGGUCCCUUAAACCUAUUACAGUUGGCAUUGAGGACAUGUUUAUGAAGGCCAUUGUACCACCUGAUACACCAAAAGAGGGUGUGGCUAUGUACUAUCAGGAUCUGUUUCAUGCUUUAUGGGAGGCCUGCGAUAGUUCUUCUAACACAGGUCGAGAGACUUUCCCUUUGAGUGGAGGGAAGGGAUCAGCUGCCAUUAACGGGACUCGGUCUGUUAAGCUUAUGGAGGUAACUCCGAAGGUUUUGAUUGGAGCUGUUGAAAGAUACCUGGCUUCCUUUGUUGUCAGUGUUGCUGGAGAUUCACUUGUAACCAUUCUGAGAGGAAAUGGAGUCAUUAAGAACGUUUUGUGGGAAGAAAGUGUCUCAGAUGCCAGUGUAGGUGCUGAUGCAUUGGUUCCAUAUUCACCGGACAGCAAUCUCCAGCUUCAGCUUAUAGACGACGACGAUAUUGGGGUUGGUUCUGAGAGGUAUGGCCAUGAAAGCAAGAGGGAUAUGGGAGUCAUGCGUGUCAUGAUAUUCCUACCACCUAGGUAUCACCUCCUCUUCUUGAUGGAAGUAGGUUGUGCCUCCACAUUGGUCAGGAUAAGGACUGAUCAUUGGCCUUGCCUUGCAUAUGUGGAUGAAUACCUGGAAGCGUUGAUUUCUUAGAGGACUUCUCUUGCCAACAGUGUUCAGUUUUGUACCUUAUGUAACACUAAAGAGUGAACAGUGAGAUUUUGUUUCUUCUUUACCAUUGAGUUUGGAGCGGCAUUCCUUUUUUGUGGAUUCUGAGUUGGGAGCUGUAACUUCCGGAAGAGAGAGCAGUUUUGUUUACUGCUAUCAUCAAGAAUACAUAAUUUAUAUGCUCAAAUUAAGUUCC
Messenger RNA from Setaria italica (foxtail millet), 3417 nucleotides. RefSeq lists its product as uncharacterized. The record is from RefSeq and is a predicted model, not a curated record. Lineage: Eukaryota; Viridiplantae; Streptophyta; Magnoliopsida; Poales; Poaceae. Gene Ontology annotation, biological process: endosomal transport. Gene Ontology annotation, cellular component: AP-type membrane coat adaptor complex. The transcript is spliced from 3 exons. The coding region runs from base 660 to 3206 and encodes 848 amino acids.